AUGGACAUCGAUCGAAACAGCUCGGCCUGGACGACGACCGCCGCCUGUCUGGCCGUUGUCCUCUUCCUUUAUCUCGUCAGGCCGCGGUCAUCCUCAUGGGGCUACCCGCCCCUACCCCCUGGCCCGCCGGGUGAAUUUCUCCUUGGUCAUCUGCGUGUUAUUCCCAAAGAGAGAACCGCCGAGACGUAUGCCGAAUGGGCCAAGAAGUACAAGUCAGAUGUCAUCUAUGUCAAAUCCCUCGGGCAGCCCAUCAUUGUGCUCAACAGCGUCGACGCUGCCAGGGAUCUUCUCGACCGGAGGGGGGCCAACUACUGCGACAGGCCCCGAUUCACCCUCUUUGAGGUCAUGGGCUGGGGGAAGACGCUGACCUUCCUCCCCUUCGGGCCCCGCUGGCAGAUGCACCGCAAGCUGCUGCAGACCACUUUCAGUAACACAAACGUGCGGCAGUGGUACCAACUGCAGGUCACAGAGGCCCGUAAGUCCGUCCACAGCAUCAUAAAGGACCCAGACAACUGGGAGGUUUCCAUGAAGAGGUUCGCCGUCGCCAUUGUCCUCAAAGUAAGUUACGGAGUUGAUGUCCCAGAUGACAAUGACCCGUAUGUAAAGAUCGCCGACGAUGCCAUGUACGCAACUGGCAACGGCGGUGCACCCGCCAACAGCAUCGUAGAUGUUUUCCCCCCUGCUCGCCAUCUACCCAACUGGUUGGCCAGAGACUGGUCGCUGAAAUUUGCGCGAGAAUGGGGCUGGGCUAUCCAGAAAUUGCACAACGUUCCAUUCGCUAUUGCUCAAGACGAGGUGGCUCGAGGCAAGGAGAACCCGUCCUUUGCGCACACGUUGUUGGAAACGUAUAAUUCCAACGCCAAGAACGGUCUGAAAAACGAGUGGUCACUUGACGAUAUCAAGGGGGCAGCGGGCGCCAUCUUCAUCGCAGGGGCAGACACGACCUGGGCCACCAUUGUUGUCUUCGUCCUGAACAUGGUCCUCCAUCCCGAGAUUCAGCAGAAAGCUCAGGCAUUAAUCGACCGGGUCGUCGGGCAGGAGAGACUUCCGACCUUAUCCGACAGACCAUCCCUCCAAUACAUUGACCACAUUGUCCAGGAGGUGUACAGAUGGUCUCCGUUGGCACCGUUAGGGAUUCCCCACAAGUCCCUUGAAAACGAUGUCUACAACGGCAUGUUCAUCCCUAAGGGGUCCAUUGUUUUCGCAAACUCCCGCGCCAUGACUCAAGACGAGAGGAUAUACCGGGACCCCAAGUCUUUUAAUCCAAACCGAUACAAGCCGCCCUCUGCUGGCGGCCAUGGUGAGCCCUUGCCCCUUGGGCAAUUUGGCUUCGGUCGUCGAGUUUGUGUUGGCCGCUUUCUGGCAGAUAAUAGCGUCUGGAUAGCUGCGGCCACGAUGCUAGCUACUCUUAACAUUGGCAAGAAGGUCGGGCGAGACGGCCAAGUUAUCGAGCCAGAAGUGGUAUUCACUAAUGGCGGUACCUGGUGA
This is a messenger RNA of Colletotrichum gloeosporioides, 1488 nucleotides long. RefSeq names its product Multifunctional cytochrome P450 monooxygenase. The record is from RefSeq and is a predicted model, not a curated record. Bases 1 to 1488 code for a protein of 495 amino acids. The transcript has 9 exons. NCBI's taxonomy places the organism in Eukaryota, Fungi, Ascomycota, Sordariomycetes, Glomerellales, Glomerellaceae. Gene Ontology annotation, molecular function: iron ion binding; oxidoreductase activity, acting on paired donors, with incorporation or reduction of molecular oxygen; monooxygenase activity.